Messenger RNA from Liolophura sinensis, 3755 nucleotides. RefSeq names its product ninein-like protein. Gene Ontology annotation, biological process: microtubule anchoring at centrosome. The coding region runs from base 161 to 3601 and encodes 1146 amino acids. NCBI's taxonomy places the organism in Eukaryota, Metazoa, Mollusca, Polyplacophora, Chitonida, Chitonidae. The record is from RefSeq and is a predicted model, not a curated record. The transcript has 24 exons. Gene Ontology annotation, molecular function: calcium ion binding. Gene Ontology annotation, cellular component: centrosome.
CAUUCAGCUAUUCAGAGUCACCAGGCAACACGUGUAUCAACAAGCCAUAUGUUUGCGAAAAGCGAGGCGAUUCUUUUAUCUUUACCUCAUGCUCUCACUUUCAUGUUCUUAGUGACACAAUCAUUGGGAAGAGGCUGAUGUCUAUAUUCAGUUGUUGUGAAUGGAUUUGUGCACUGACACUAGAGAAGUUGAGGUCUUGAGCCAUCCAGGAAUGGAGGAAACGAUUCAGCAAUACACAGAAGAUGAUCCGUAUGUCGCCCAACUCCAGGAAGUCUUCAACAGUUGUGAUGUGAGUGGGAGUGGCUUCCUGGGGGAAGCAGAACUUCAGGGCCUGUGCUGCAAGCUGCAUCUGGAGAAUGAUUCAGAGUCGCUAAUUAGACACCUGCUUCACGGGGAUUCACUGGCAAAGGUUGACUUCAGAGCAUUUAAGGAGAGGAUUGUUCAAUACUUGUGUGAGACAAUGACAGACUGGUGUCCUGUGGUACAAAAUGACUCCUUGCAGGAAACAGAUUACACUAGUAUAAAUGGUAGAAAACAGUACAAAUUAGCCUUACCUAGACACAGAACAACAACCCUUACUGUUGAAAACAGCUGGAAAAUCCCUGCAGAUAAUACAGUUAGAAGUGAGCACAGUGAAGACAAUGAAGACAGACAUGGCCUAACUGACUGUAUAGUACAACUUAAGGACCAGGAAACAUUUGAAGCUGAUGGUGAGCUAGAGAUCAGGAUGGGGGACGUGCCGCACCUUGAACCUGAGGAUGAACCUCUGAGGGAGAUAUGGCGACAUCUCAAUCUCCACAUUGACCAGGAUCUCACAAUGGCUGAUCUCAAAUUGAUCUGUGAUCACAUUGGGCUGGACAUGCAUCAAGAGGAGUUGGAGGACUUAUUUAGUCGCCUGGAUACUGAUGGAGAUGGGAGAAUUGCCUUUGCUGAGGUUCACGAGGGUCUUUUUCAGCACGGUUUAUCCAGUGGUCAGACUGAUGAAACCUUCUCUCAAGACCCCCCAUCUUUACCUCAGUCUAGUUCCCCCAAACGUCUAUCCAGCCUCCCAGGAAGACUGUCUGGGCUGGAUGACAGCCUUAGGAGCCAGCCCUCCUCACUAAGAGGGACACCUUGUGGGAUCUUCUCAGCACUUGACACAGAGAAAACAGGGCAGUGUUUUGCCAAUGAAUUACUUGAGUACUGGGAAUCACUUGGGGUUUCACAUGGAGAGGAGAUCCUCAUGGAUCUAGGGUUUGAUCCUCACAGUACCAGUAAAAUCAGCCUGGGAGAGCUUUCCUUCCUCCUCACACAGGAGAUGGCAGGGCUUUCUAAUCAGAGUGGCAAGUUCCAGGCAGCAUUUCUUUCUUACCAGCAAGAGUUCAGCCAUUACAGGAUUUUGCUGGAACAGUUAACUGCAGAGCGAAAGAAACUAAAGAAAGACCUGGUUGAUGCUAACAACAGAAAUGACCUGCUGGUAAAAGAGGCGGAUGAGCGUCAUCUCAAAAUUGACCAGACAACAAAAAGCCAAGUGUUACACAUAGAGCAGAAGUACCAGGCUGAGGUGAAGGCUUUACAGUCUAUAAUUGAUGAGGAGAGAGACGCUCACUCUCGUCAGCUAGAGAAGGUGCAAGACCAGAUGGAGAAAAAAAUAGAAACCUUGAAACAGAAAGAAGAGUCACUCAAGGAAGACCUUGGGGCUGCACAAAGGGAAAUAGAAAAACUGGAGAGGGAUAUAGGAGAGUUGAUGGAGCAGCUGGAUGAGUCCGAGACAGCUAACGAGAGACUUAGGAGAGAUCUGCAGUCUUUAUCAGAGGGGCAGUCUCCAGACGAUGUACCUGGUUUUAGUCCGGCUACGCUCCAACAGCUACAGCAAGAAAACAAAGGGCUGAAGGACAAGUGUGAUGAGCUGAUGACAGAGGUAGAGAGGUUAAGACAGGAGUUAAAGACUGCCAGACGUGCCAGUGCGAGUCUAGUGGGGAGUGAGAGGGCCUCACCAAGCUCCAAGAGGAGGAGACAAGUGUCCAUAGAAUACCUGACCAAUGAGGAAGCAAUGGAUGAGGACGACGACUCAUCAUUCCUGCCAUCAGCAACCAAAGAACCUGACUCUCAUCUGCUGGAGCUGGUGAAGGAGUUAGAGCAGCUGAAGAACAACUUUGAGCUGGAGAGGAGAGACAUUGAGGAAGCCUUCAAAAUGGAGAUAGUGGAGAUAGAGGAACGUCACGAUAAGGACCGCAAGCAACUCCUCAGCUCAUUCGCCCAGGAAAAGGAAAAGAUGAAAGAGGAGCUUACCUCUGCGCACCAGGAGAAGUUAGCUGAGCUGGAGCGAAGUCUACAGAAUGAGUUUGCCACAGUAAAGCAGGACAUGAUUUUGAGACAUGAGUCAGAGAAAAACUAUAUCCGUGUGAAGAAUGAAGAGGAGAAAGAGGAGAUGGCCAAGGGGAUGCAGGCAGACAGAGAAAUGAAAGAAACUCAAGUUGCAGUCAUGGCUUCUGAUAAGGGCAGGCGUAGGUCUUCAGUGAGUCAGUUUGCGGAGGAUUUAGGGAGAGAGAAGGCUGUACUGCUGGACCGCUUUUUGAAGGAGAAGAGAGAGCUGGAAGAGGCCCAUUCUCAGGAGAAAGCUGCUCUCUUUCAAGAGGUAGAAGCUGAGAGGAAAGAGCUUGUACAGAAGUACGAGAAGCAGAUAGCAGGUUUAGAGGCUGAGAUAAAAUCGGUACGGGAGCGACUGGAAGCAGCGAGGGAUGCUCUUCUGGAGAGCAAAGCUCGUGGGCAAGAAGCUACACGGGAUCUUACGCAGCAGGAGGGAGAGCUUCGGGAAAGAUUGGGCAAGGAACUGCAAGAGCAACUGACACCAGAGAUACGAAAACAACUGACACCAGAGAUACGGAAACAACUGACACCAGAGAUACGGAAACAACUGACACCAGAGAUAUGGAAACAACUGACACCAGAGAUACGGAAACAACUGACACCAGAGAUACAGAACCAACUGACCUCAGAACUGCGAGAAAAGAUCAGACAGGAGGUCAAAGAAGAAAGUGAGGAGAAUUUUGUGUCUCAGAUUCUGAAGAUGCAGACUGAAUUUGACGAACAGAGGCAUCUGAUGGAAACCAAACAGAGGCAGACUGAGGAGGACCUGGCAAAGGUCAGACAGGUGGAGAGAGAGCUGAGAGAGAUAAAUGAGACCCUCAGGCAGUCCAAUACACAGCUUAUGACGGAUUUGGCAAGGUUUAAAGACAAUCUGGAAAAUGAGAAGACGAAGUUGAGAAGAGAGCAAACUGAGUAUAAUCGGGAAAACAUUGAGCUUGAGAGAGUGAGAAAAGAACUGGAUCGUGUGAAAAGGACGCUGGAGCAGGAAAGAGCUGAUGUAGCCAAAAGGGAGAGAACUCUGCAUGAACAAAAGCGAGCUGAGCAUACCUUGUAUGAGGAUAAAGUGGAUGAGUACCAGAAAAACAUGGAGCAGUUGAUUGCUGACAGAGACCGAGCCUUACAGAGCAAGGCAAGAGGUGAAGAGCUACUAACAGCAGAAAAGCAUGGCUACCAGAAAUUGCUGGAGGACAAGCAAAGUUUGGAGAGUCAGUUGAGGAGUUGUAUGGAGGAGUUAAGCCGAGGCCAGACAUAGCCAUCAGCAGUUAGAUGCCACACAAACCCAGCUUAGGGAAGCCAUGGCAGCAGUGGAGAGAACCAAGGCUGAGCACGCCCAGGAGAUUCAGUCCAUCAGAGGAGGGAGUGAGGCACCUGCUACAGUGGAACAGCUUACCAGCCUUCAGUUAGCC